ACAUGGAGAAUAAUUCCGUAACAACGUUUCACAGCGGUGGACGCGUGCAGCGGACAAAAACUAAAAAGCGGCCGAUACAAAAUACAAAAUAAAGCAACACAAAAAAUUAUUAAGCAAAAGGCUAACAAGAGAAAAAAAAAACACAACUUGUGUGAAUCGGAAGUCGAACUAAACUAAAAACGCAACACGGUAAAUAAAAUCAAAUAAAACAAAGAGACAAUAAAAGACGCGCACAAAACUCGAAAAGCAAAAAAGCAAAAAAAAGAAAAACGCGAACUAAACGCGCGUGUGCAAAGCCAAAAGCAAAAGUAGUAAAUAAAUAAGCAUAAAGAGUAUUGUAUAUAUUUUUUUUCUGUUUCGGUUUCUGUGACUGUGGCAAGUACAAGUACAACUACAACUGCAGCAACUAAAACUAAAACUAAAACUGCAACGAAAUGGACCAAGAGCAGCAGCAGCUGAAUGGCGCGAUGCGCAACGUGUCUAUAAAUACGAAUGGACUCGCCGCCGCCACAAAGCUCAAUGGCCACAGCAAAGAUGAGACGGACAAUGUGAGAAGAGUGCAGCAGUCAACGGUAACGGCGGCGACUGCGGCGAGUGCGGCGAAUGCGGCGAAUAAAACGACAAAUGCAGCGGCGGCUGCGACUGCGACGGCGACAGCGACAAAUGCAAAUGCAUUUCAAAUACAAACAUCGGCAAGUGCAGCGGACAAAAAGAAAAUGGUGUACGAGUUAUGUCAGCAGCUGUUGCUCUCCGAUGAGCAAAUGCAGGAGCUAACCUAUCGCAUAUUGCACGAGCUGCGUCGCGGCCUUGCCAAGGACACACACCCCAAGGCGAAUGUGAAGUGCUUUGUCACCUACGUGCAGGAUCUGCCCAAUGGCAAUGAGCGCGGCAAGUUCCUGGCCCUCGAUUUGGGCGGCACCAAUUUCCGUGUGCUGCUCAUCCAUCUGCAGGAGAACAACGACUUCCAAAUGGAGUCGCGCAUCUAUGCGAUACCGCAGCACAUUAUGAUCGGAUCGGGAAUACAGCUGUUCGAUCACAUUGCCGAAUGCUUGUCCAAUUUUAUGGCCGAACACAAUGUGUAUGCGGAACGUUUGCCCUUGGGCUUUACCUUCUCAUUCCCGCUGCGCCAAUUGGGUCUGACCAAGGGAUUGCUGGAGACCUGGACCAAGGGAUUCGAUUGUGCUGGCGUUGUCAACGAGGACGUUGUCCAGCUGCUGAAGGAUGCCAUCGCCCGUCGUGGCGAUGUCCAGAUCGAUGUCUGUGCCAUACUCAACGAUACGACGGGCACGCUGAUGAGUUGCGCCUGGAAGAAUCAUCACUGCAAGAUCGGACUGAUUGUGGGCACCGGUUCGAAUGCGUGCUAUGUGGAGCGUGUCGAGGAUGCCGAACUCUUCGAUGGCAGCGGCAAUGGCAAGCCCCAUGUCCUCAUCAAUACGGAGUGGGGCGCGUUCGGUGAUAACGGAGCCCUCGAUUUUGUCCGCACCGAAUUCGAUAAGGAUAUCGAUAGUCACAGCAUCAAUCCCGGCAAGCAGACGUUCGAGAAAAUGAUCUCGGGCAUGUAUAUGGGCGAACUGGUGCGCCUGGUGCUCGCCAAGAUGACACAGUCCGGCAUCCUCUUCAAUGGCCAGGGCUCCGAGGUGCUCUUCACUCGUGGCCUCUUCUUUACCAAAUAUGUGAGCGAAAUCGAGGCCGAUGAGCCCGGCAAUUUCACCAACUGUCGCCUGGUGCUCGAGGAGUUGGGCCUGUCGAAUGCCACCGAUGGCGAUUGCGCCAACGUUCGCUACAUCUGCGAGUGCGUCUCGAAGCGGGCGGCGCAUCUGGUGUCCGCGGGCAUUGCCACGCUGAUCAACAAGAUGGAUGAGCCGCAUGUGACGGUGGGCGUCGAUGGCAGUGUCUAUCGUUUCCAUCCCAAGUUCCACAAUCUGAUGGUCGAGAAGAUUACGCAGCUGAUCAAGCCGGGCAUCACGUUCGAUCUGAUGUUGUCCGAGGAUGGUUCGGGACGUGGAGCGGCGCUGGUGGCUGCGGUGGCCUGUCGAGAGGAUGUACUCAAUAGCAAGUAAACGAUAUUGUGGCAAUAUCGUUAAUCGUUAUCGCUAUCAGAAUCGGAAUCGGAAUCAGCGUCGCAGUUGCUAACCACAAUAGCAACAACAACACAACAACAACAACAACCAAUCAAUUGAGUUCGAAAUGCAAUUCGAAUGCGAGAAGAAAAUGAGUUAGUUUCCUUUGUGGCCGCUGCGCUGCUCGUGGCGUUCCAUCAUCUACCACCCACCCCAACUACCCCCACCCAAAAACAAAAAAAACAACUACUCCACACUCCCAGCCACAGCCGCCGCCAGGUGGCGCCAACGCAGCGCGCUUCUUAUUAGUAUUUAAUAUUAGGCAAGUUUUUAGAUAAAACGAUAAACAAAAAAACAAAAGCGAGGAAAAUGUUAAAGAAGAUGAAGAAAAUCAUAUAUAUAUAUAUAUGUAACUUAAAAUGUCUACUUUAGCAAUUGUGUUUUUUUUCACUCUCUCUCUCUCUCUUUCUCAAUCUGUUUGUUUUUCUCUUUGUUUUCACUUUCUGUUUUGCCCCGUUCUUCCCCCACUUUUUCUUUUCCCCACUCAAUCUGUCAUUGUUGCUCUAUUCUUUAAUUUCAAUAAAUUAAAUUAUUUGCAUGCUUAAUUUAAUUGGUUAAAUUUCAAGCGAUUCUCGCGAUAGAAACAAACAACAAAAAAAGAAGAAAACAACAAAAAGAAACCGAAAUUGUUAAUAUAUUAUACAUAUACAUUAAACAUACAUACAUAUAUAUUUUACACAGACAUACAAAUUACACACACUUACACAUACGAUAUGCGAGUAUGCAAAUUUGUUAUUAAAUCUACAAAAAAAAGCAAAAAAAAAACCAACUUAAGAGCAAAAACAAAACAAGUUAAAUGAAUUUUUCGAUUACGAAUUGGUAUUCACAUAAUUUAGGAGCAUGAAUGGAAAAAAACCGUGUAGCGCACUUUCGUGCGCCACCACCAACAACAACAACAGCAAAAAAAAAAGUGUUAUACUGUGCUACAAGCAUCAUCAUCAUCAUAUCCUAAGCCCAGGACGACAAGACAACUAACUAGAGAGCAAAGAAUCGCGCACAUUGUUAAUGAGAAACGUAAACUUAACUAAAUCAAAGUAAAAAAUAACGAAAAGAACGAAAAGCAAAUGCAAAGAAAUACUAAAAUUAUGAAAUACUUAAAAAGGAAAAAAAAACACAAAGACAACAACACAGCAAAGAUGAUGAAAGUGUGUGUGUGUGUGUUUUUGUUGUAAUUGUAAAUGUUUAUAGUAUAUAUAAUAAUAUUAUAUAUAAAUACAUAUAUAUAUUGUGAAACGUUAUAUGAUAGUAUAAAAGCUUGUUAGCCACUAUAUUGAUUAUAAUGUCGAGCUUUACUUUUCUUUCACACUCACUCUCUCUCUCUGUGUCUCUGUCUAUAUCUCUGUCUAUUGUUUAUUGUUUUUCUUAUGCGAAACAUUUUUUUUUUUGUUACUAACGUUUAAGCAGCUAAACAAUUGUUUUUAUAUUGUUUCGAAAUGAUGUAUGCACAUGUGAGUUAUAUGCCUAGUUUAGUGCUUAAUUAUUAUGUAGUUUUAAAUGUUAUUCGAAGGAUGAGUAACAACGGUCCCCGAGAGAGUCCUAAUUAUACGAGACAACCUUACAUAUGUAUGUUUACGAACACACACAUAAACAAAUUUAAGAAAAAUAAAAAAACAAAAUGAUAAUGAAAAUGAACAACAAAAAAGAAUGGAAAAAACCAAAAA
This is a messenger RNA of Drosophila sulfurigaster albostrigata, 3781 nucleotides long. It is a transcript of the gene Hex-A, whose product is annotated as hexokinase type 2. Gene Ontology annotation, cellular component: mitochondrion; cytosol. Lineage: Eukaryota; Metazoa; Arthropoda; Insecta; Diptera; Drosophilidae. The transcript has a single exon. The record is from RefSeq and is a predicted model, not a curated record. The coding region runs from base 435 to 2060 and encodes 541 amino acids. Gene Ontology annotation, molecular function: mannokinase activity; D-glucose binding; ATP binding. Gene Ontology annotation, biological process: glucose 6-phosphate metabolic process; intracellular glucose homeostasis; glycolytic process.